Epinephelus moara (kelp grouper) is the source of this 1791-nucleotide messenger RNA. RefSeq names its product ras-related protein Rab-8B-like. The record is from RefSeq and is a predicted model, not a curated record. Gene Ontology annotation, cellular component: plasma membrane; trans-Golgi network transport vesicle; endosome. Gene Ontology annotation, molecular function: GTPase activity; GTP binding. Gene Ontology annotation, biological process: protein localization to plasma membrane; protein secretion; regulation of exocytosis. Lineage: Eukaryota; Metazoa; Chordata; Actinopteri; Perciformes; Serranidae. Bases 133 to 756 code for a protein of 207 amino acids. The transcript is spliced from 8 exons.
GACCUUGACGUCACACCUCUCGGCACCGGUCUGCUGCCAGUCUGCCACACACAGACAGCUGAGGAUUUCCAGACGGGGGAUCCCGGCUCCGCACGGCCUUAUAUUGUCGAAACGUUGGAGUGCACAGACUAAAUGGCGAAGACGUACGAUUACCUGUUCAAACUGCUGCUGAUCGGAGACAGUGGAGUCGGUAAGACAUGUCUGCUGUUCAGAUUCAGCGAGGACUCCUUCAACACCACCUUCAUAUCCACAAUAGGAAUCGACUUCAAAAUCAGAACAAUCGAGCUGGAUGGAAAGAGAGUGAAACUUCAAAUUUGGGACACUGCAGGGCAAGAGAGGUUUCGCACCAUCACUACAGCUUACUACAGAGGAGCGAUGGGCAUUAUGCUGGUGUAUGACAUCUGCAAUGAGAAGUCCUUUGAAAACAUAAAAAACUGGAUUAGAAAUAUCGAAGAGCAUGCCUCAUCUGAUGUGGAGAAAAUGAUCCUGGGCAACAAAUGUGACAUGACUGACAGGAGACAGGUGUCCAAAGACAGAGGCGAAAAACUGGCUAUUGAUUAUGGAGUUAAGUUCAUGGAAACCAGUGCAAAGUCUAGCCUAAAUGUAGAAGAGGCUUUUUACAGCAUGGGGAGGGACAUACUACACAACCUCAGCUCUAAAACGACUGACAACAAUGCCGGAGGAACAGGCAAACCAGUCAAGAUCACAGAGAAAAAGUCGAAGAGGAUAAAAUUCUUCAAGUGCUCGCUCCUCUAGGCUGCUCAGCUCUUGUGUUCACGGCCCCUAGCGUGACUUUGCUGUUUUUGGAGGGUUCCUGCCACCCCAGGCGUCCUCGCAGCAGCGGCAGCAGUAGUAAUGGACCUUACUGGGUUGAGGUGCCAUCCUGAUUUGCCGCUGACUCGAAGAGGAUCGACGAGGAAUGAGGCCUGAUACUGUACAUCUGCUCAUGCAAAAAGACUUGUGCGUGAUCGUCAGCAUUGGUUUGUAGCCUGACCCGCAGUGUCUGCUAUCAGGAGGCAGUGAUUCUGUCGGCAUUUAUAAUACCUCUAUUGGAUCUCAUGAAAAUAGACUUUAUUAAACAUAAUAAAGUUCCACAUAGUUGUCUUAUAAAUAGGGAAAAAAAGAAAACAUUCUUUCAAAACUGUAGCAUUGUUUUAUACAUACUACCUAUUGUCAUAUUUACUAUGAUGACGCUGUCAUAGACCUAUCAAGUCCCAGCAUUGAUUGUAUUUGUCUGUGUACAUUCAUGUAUAUUAAUAUGCCUAUAGUCUCCUGUUGCACUGGCAUCAUUUCUAUUUGUUCAUGUGUGCCUCGAAGGAGUCACAGUGUUGUGAUAGAAAAGACAAAAAUAUGUAUAAAUAUAACCUACUGUAUUUUUAUUCUUUUAACGAAACCUUUAUUUAUACAGGUUUCAGUGUCAAAAUGAAACUGUGAAAGGUUUGAUUGUUUCUUAAGAGCUGUACCUAACUACAUAUUGUUAUGUCAGUAUUUGCAUGAAAGCUAUAGGGAUACCUCUGAGUGGAUCAUUAUUAAGCACAUUUUACAGUAUUUGAAAAGAAAAUGUUUACAGACAGUAUUUGAAAGUGUCGGUCAUAUCUAGGGAGUUCAUGUUUUUGAUGUUCGCAUAGUGUUGUCAUGGCAGUACAACUAACUGAUGUGUGUAUACUUUAUUUUCACCUGAAAAAGGUACAACAUGAAAACACAGAAACUGGGGAAAGCUGUAAUGUGAAUGAUUGUAAGCUACUGUACGUUACACCGAUGAAACACAGUAAAGAAAGUGGAUCUCUCAAA